UCAUAAAUAUUUGGGAAUUGUUAUUAUUUAUUACAGCUGCACUCACAAAAAAAUUAUAUCUACAUAUUUAGAUAUCCCAAUGCUCUACGAGUGUGACGCAGACGGCAUUGUUKCCGCUAUAAAAGCAUCACUUACACGAUUCGGUAUACCCCUAAAACAUUUAAUGGGCAUUGGAACUGACAAUGCUGYAGUCAUGGUUGGAGUUAAUAACGGUGUUUAUGCCAAACUGAAAAGAGAAAUACCGAGUCUAGUUUUGGUGCGCUGCAUUUGUCAUUCCUUACAAUUAGCAGUCUCCGCAGCAACAAAGGAGUUCUUACCCAGGAAUCUCGAAUUCAUUAUUAAAGAAACAUAUGAUUGGUUCAGCCGUUCUUCAUCAAGGCAAGCUGCCUAUAAAGAACUAUACAAACUAAUAAACGAUGGUCAUGACCCUUUAAAAAUUGUUCAGUCUUGCCAAACUAGGUGGCUUUCUCUAGAGUCCGCAGUUGCACGGAUUUACACACAAUGGCUGGAACUGAAAACACAUUUUAAUAUCGCAAAAUUAAAUGAAAGAUGCUACACAGCCGAAUUGCUGCAUGCAAUGUACUCUGAUGAUGUGAAUUAUGCAUACAUUUCAUUUAUUUAUCCAAUUCUCACUAAUGUUAACAGGGUUAAUAAAUUAUUUGAAUCGAAAGACGCAGAUCAUUCUAAACUGUAUGACGAACUGACUAAUUUAAUUGAUACACUUGUUGACAAGAUAAUAUUGCCUACCCAGAAGGUAGAUAUUUUUACGCAAAAUAUUCAAGAUUUUAUAGAUAAUAAAUGCUAUCUGGGGUACAGAUUUGAAAUUCACUUGCAAACAAUGAAAGAUAAAGGACUUCCGCCAAAUCAAGAAGAAAUAAUCCGCAAUAGGUGCAUCCAGUUCAUUGCAUCUUUGAUUCAAGAAUUGARAAACAGAUUGCCCGAAAACUUGAAACUCAUGAAAAGUAUUCAGAAAAUCAGCGUAGAACACGCACUAUCUCAUAACAAAGMACCGAUUACUGAAUUGAUGUUGCAUUUUAACAAAAAACAAGAAGAUAUUGCGAAGAUUGACGAGUAGUGGCGUCAAAUACAUCUACUCAGUUGGAAAAAUACAAAAAAUACAAAGGAAUUUUGGUACGAGGUAUUGAAAUUCGAAGAUA
Molecule: messenger RNA, 1157 nt
Organism: Bactrocera latifrons
Lineage: Eukaryota; Metazoa; Arthropoda; Insecta; Diptera; Tephritidae
Exons: 2
Coding region: 80-1075 (331 amino acids)
Source: RefSeq, a predicted model, not a curated record